UAAAACUUUCACCAUGCUUUGAUACAGACAAAGUCAAGUUCUAAAGAAGUUUAGAUGAUCUUAAGCGUAGAAUGAGUGUGUUGUAAUCUUGGUAGGUGGCUGCUCCGAUACCACUGGAAAUUGUUGUUUUGAUCUGAGUCCACUCUGCAGCUUGAAUCGCUAAAAAUGGAAGGGAUUGAAUCUGGUUCUAGAACAAGGAAGAGAGUGGUGGUGAUCGGCGGUGGACUCGCCGCGAAAUUGCUUCAGUUCCAUGCUGAUGUCACACUCAUCGAUCCGAAGGAGUACUUUGAGAUUACAUGGGCAAGUUUGAGAUCCAUGGUGGAGGAGCCUAAGUUUGCUGAAAGAACAGUGAUUAACCACAAGAGUUACUUGAAACAAGGUCGUGUUGUAACUUCUCCGGCGAUCAAUAUCACAGAGAGUGAUGUUAUGACUGAAGAUGGAUCUAAAACUAGACAAGAGAAGUUGUCACAUUACCAAGCUGGUAUGAAUCUAAAUCCUGACAUCUUUUUCAUGUGAUUUCUGUUUGUUUAGUUGGUAAUGAGAUUGUGAGUGGAGAUAUUUUGUUUGUCUUUAGUAUGAUUUAUACAACAUUUGAUCUUUAUUGUGUAGAAUAUGACAAGAUCAAAUAUUCUGGAUCAGUUUUGAUAGUUGGUGGAGAAGAAGAGAUGAGUUUUAUUUAUCAUUUAUGUUAGAUACAAGUGUAAUAGUUUUAUAAAACUGUUUACUUGGC
Arabidopsis arenosa is the source of this 730-nucleotide messenger RNA. The record is from the annotation of a GenBank genome assembly. Lineage: Eukaryota; Viridiplantae; Streptophyta; Magnoliopsida; Brassicales; Brassicaceae.